Molecule: messenger RNA, 732 nt
Organism: Owenia fusiformis
Lineage: Eukaryota; Metazoa; Annelida; Polychaeta; Sabellida; Oweniidae
Source: the annotation of a GenBank genome assembly
GUCAGAAAUGAGUUUGUACCACUUUCAGCCAAGUCAAUUUCACCAUCAUAACAAAGUGAUAAGUAACAACAAACAUCAGGAUAUCACUCUUUUACUCAUUUAUUCCACUUAAGAUUACGCAUAUCAUAUUUAACACCCCUUUUAAAUCCCAAUGUCCAUUCAAAGUUGUUUUAACCCCAGUGUCCUUCAACAUGACCCCCAUUCCUUUCAAUGCAAAUGUCUGCCCUUGAUCUCAUCGCAAGUAUUGCAUCCCUGAUGAUGUCUCUCUGUCCCCUUAGAUCCUCCACUGCUGCGACAAUCCUGGCCCUUAGAUCAUCAACGUCUCUUGGUGGUGUUGUGAAGAAUUUACCCUUGAUUGAGACUUGUUCCUUCUCUCUGAUACUUCUUGAUAUUCUUCCAGAUUGUCUACUUAGCAGGUACAUUUCUAUCUGGGAAGCGUACUCUAAACUGAUCAGCAACCUGCUGAAGGCUCCCACUUCUGAGCCACUCACGUACUACGAAUACUCUUUGAUCUUGGGUCAGCUGCAUGAACUUGCUAUGUUGAAUGCUUGUUCAUAAAUGUGUAUUUCGAAUAGGACAUGGUCUUGCAUAGCCAUUUUAAUCCCUCAUUGAUCAGCCAUUCAUGACAGAAAAAGUGGCACAAACCAAUUUCUGACAUGGUCACUUAAAUCUCUUAGAACUCAGUCAUCCACGAAGAAAAAUAAACACCUAUGGUAUCAUAAGAAAAAGGAC